Trichoderma virens Gv29-8 is the source of this 480-nucleotide messenger RNA. RefSeq lists its product as uncharacterized. The record is from RefSeq and is a predicted model, not a curated record. NCBI's taxonomy places the organism in Eukaryota, Fungi, Ascomycota, Sordariomycetes, Hypocreales, Hypocreaceae. The annotation marks the transcript as partial. The transcript has 2 exons.
AUGUCUGAUAAUGUCGGCCUCUCGACGCCACGAGGCAGUGGAACCUCCGGCUACGUCCAGCGGAACCUCGCCCAGGUCAGGCCGCGUGAUUACGGCGCGCCGUAUCCCAAAGAUCGAGACAGCAUGCGACACAGGCAGCGACAACCGGACAAGGCAAUUCUCGAGCACGACCGAAAGAGAGAGAUCGAGGUCAAAGUAUUCGACUUGAGAGACCAGCUUGAGGAAGAAGAGGUUGAUGAAGAGGAGAUUGAUCGCCGUUGCGACGAACUACGAAAGAAACUACUUGCAGAGAUGAAUUCAAAAAAUAAGGCCAACGCACCGAGGAGGGCUUUCAAAGAGCAUCAAGUGCACGAGAUGGCCGACGCGAAGAUCAAAGAGAGUGAGCGUCUCAGGAGAGCCCUGAAGAUUAGCUCUGACUAUGAGGAGGGAGGACACUGGAAGAAACAAGAGGAGAGAUUGCAGGAGGCACUGGCAAAGAAG